AGCAGGCUUGAUUGAAAGGUUACCAAUUUCUAACCUAGAAGCUAGAACUAAUAAUAAUACAAAAAUAUAAAACACUGUCUCUCCAGUUUUUGUUUUGGUGUAAUCUUAAAGUAUAUUUUUCAUUUUUAUUAGAAAUUUAUAGAUAAACAGAAAAAAUGGCUGAACAAGUAAAUCAACGCAUUGAAGAUAUGAUAAAUGAACUAGAGCAAAUGCGGCGGACUAACUUAUUUGAUGAUGAAGAAAUAAGAGAAAUAUCCCGAAAACGCAAGGAGUUUGAAUAUAGAAUUCAGAGGCGAGUCAAAUCUAAGGAAGAUUUUAUAAAUUAUAUUGCUUAUGAACUGCUUUUACUGGAAAACAUUUCACUUCGAAGAAAACAAAAUAAAAUGAAUGAGAAGAAAAAUGAUAUAGAGUAUGCUAUAGCCAGACGCAUGAAUAAAGUUUUUAAACAGUUUAUAUACAGAUUCCAGAAUGAUAUUGAGAUAUAUUUUGAAUAUAUGAAGUUUUGUAGAAGUGUUGGUUUUGAUCAUGCUAUAUCUGGUAUUAUUGGACAGAUGCUUCAGAUUCAUGGAGAUAAGCCAAAAAUGUGGCUACUAGCCAGCAAAUGGGAAAGACUGGAGCAAAACAAUUUGAAAGCAGCUAAGCAGUUCCUGCUUAAGGGCAUACACAGACACCCUGAAUCUCAAGUACUUUACUUGGAACUUUUUGAAAUAGAACUUACACUAUUAUACCAAGCGGAGACAGAUGAAGACAAGGAAAAGCAAAUCAAAAUAGCAGAUGUGGUGUGGAGAAAUGGUAUCAAGAACAUUAACAAUGUGACAUUUCUGUUUGACCUUUGUAAUUUAUGUCUUAAAUGUGAAACAGACAAAUUCUUAACUGAUAAUAUUAAGAAAGAGAUAUGGUCAAGACUUGAUCAGAAAGAAGUUUGGUCAUAUAUUGCAUCUAAAGAAUUGGAAGGUUGUCACUGGGAGGAAUGUGAAGAGUUUUUAAAUUCAGAACAUGAUUACUCUCAAGAAAUUAACAUUUUCAUGGGACUGUAUGAAGAGGCUUUGCAGCGGUUCCCAGAUGAGAAGUUGUGCACGAAAUACAUUCAUGAGCUGCUUGGUGUACAAGAAAGAAUUUGCAGUGAUUACCAGAAAAUUAGAGCAGUAAAACAAGCAUGGCUAUUUGCACAUGAUAAUGGACUACUAACAAAUGAUUUAUAUGCAUUUGGAAUUUCGAUGUUGAAAUUAGAAAAUGAAAUUUCCAAUAGUGAUCUAAUGGAGAUUUUAAAUAAUGCAGCAAAGAAAAAUCCACAAGCUAGAUGCAUAUGGGAAGAAAAACUUCUCUUGAAUAACUCGGAUGAAAAGAAAAUGUUGUCAAUAGCACAAGAAGCAAGUAAAGUAUUAAAAUCUGAUGAUGCACUGUAUAUUUGGAAUCUUCUAUUAGAUAAUGUAAAAUCAAAUGAUAUGCUUAAGAAUUUACAUAAAAGGUUUCAAAACUGUGAAAAUAUUGUAAUAUUGACUAUAAAACCAAAACUACUUCAGAAAAUGUAUGAUUAUAUUGGUUUGAAAGCUGCAAGAGAUCUAUAUGAAGAAUUUAUUAAAACUCCCCCAUUACAAGUUGAAGUACAUAAGGUUAUGAUUGAUAUAGAAAAAACACAAGAUAAACCAAACUCUAAGAAUAUUAGAAAAUGUUAUGAAAUGUUAAUUCAACUUCAUGGCACAGAUAAUUUUGACCUGUGGAUGGAAUAUAUGAAGUUUGAAACUGAUUCAGGAAAUGUUCAGGCAGUUCCCAAUAUUUAUAGAAGAGCCAUUGGAUCACUUAAGAAAGAAUUAGCGGAUGAAUUUAUUAAAGCGCAAACUUUAGCAAAAUUAAAUUAAUACAUAUUCAUAAUUGUUUAUUUUAUAAAUAAUAAUACUACUGACAA
Molecule: messenger RNA, 1906 nt
Organism: Galleria mellonella (greater wax moth)
Lineage: Eukaryota; Metazoa; Arthropoda; Insecta; Lepidoptera; Pyralidae
Product: U3 small nucleolar RNA-associated protein 6 homolog
Exons: 8
Coding region: 156-1859 (567 amino acids)
Biological process (GO): maturation of SSU-rRNA from tricistronic rRNA transcript (SSU-rRNA, 5.8S rRNA, LSU-rRNA)
Cellular component (GO): small-subunit processome; Pwp2p-containing subcomplex of 90S preribosome
Molecular function (GO): protein binding; snoRNA binding
Source: RefSeq, a predicted model, not a curated record